CUGUGUGUAGCCUACAGGGGUGGGGUGUCCAGCGAGUGGUCUCCUCCUCCGGCUAGUGCUGCUGCGGCGUCCCGCGGCCUCCCCGAGAGUCGGGCGGGAGGGGAGAGCGGGUGUGGAUUGGUCUUUACGAACUAAGAUUCCAGAUGGCAAAUUCUAUGAAUGGCAGAAACCCUGGUGGUCGAGGAGGAAACCCCCGAAAAGGACGGAUUUUGGGUAUUAUUGAUGCUAUUCAAGAUGUAGUUGGACCUCCAAAGCAAGCAGCGGCAGAUCGCAGGACUGUGGAGAAAACUUGGAAACUCAUGGACAAAGUGGUCAGACUGUGCCAAAAUCCCAAACUUCAGUUGAAAAAUAGCCCACCAUAUAUACUUGAUAUUUUACCUGAUACAUAUCAGCAUUUGAGACUUAUAUUGAGUAAAUAUGAUGACAACCAGAAACUUGCCCAACUCAGUGAGAAUGAAUAUUUUAAAAUCUACAUUGAUAGUCUAAUGAAAAAGUCAAAACGGGCAAUAAGACUCUUUAAAGAAGGCAAGGAGAGGAUGUAUGAAGAGCAGUCACAGGACAGGCGAAAUCUCACAAAACUAUCCCUUAUCUUCAGUCACAUGCUGGCAGAAAUCAAAGCAAUAUUUCCCAAUGGGCAAUUUCAGGGAGAUAACUUUCGUAUCACAAAAGCAGAUGCUGCUGAAUUCUGGAGAAAGUUUUUUGGAGACAAAACUAUUGUACCAUGGAAAGUAUUCAGACAGUGCCUUCAUGAAGUCCAUCAGAUUAGCUCUGGCCUGGAAGCAAUGGCUCUAAAAUCAACAAUUGAUUUAACUUAUGACUAUAUAUCAGUUUUUGUUGAUAUUUUUACCAGGCUAUUUCAGCCUUGGGGCUCUAUUUUGCGGAAUUGGAAUUUCUUAGCUGUAACACAUCCAGGUUACAUGGCAUUUCUUACAUAUGAUGAAGUUAAAGCACGGCUGCAAAAAUACAGCACCAAACCUGGAAGUUACAUUUUCCGGUUAAGCUGCACUAGGUUGGGACAGUGGGCCAUCGGCUAUGUGACGGGGGAUGGAAAUAUCUUACAGACCAUACCUCACAACAAGCCCUUGUUUCAAGCCCUGAUUGACGGCAGCAGAGAAGGAUUCUACCUUUAUCCUGAUGGGAGGAGUUAUAAUCCUGAUUUAACUGGAUUAUGUGAACCUACACCCCAUGAUCAUAUAAAAGUUACACAGGAACAAUAUGAAUUAUAUUGUGAAAUGGGUUCCACUUUUCAGCUCUGUAAAAUUUGUGCUGAGAACGACAAAGAUGUCAAGAUUGAGCCCUGUGGGCAUUUGAUGUGCACCUCUUGCCUUACAGCAUGGCAGGAGUCAGACGGCCAGGGCUGCCCCUUCUGCCGCUGCGAAAUAAAAGGAACGGAGCCCAUAAUUGUAGACCCCUUUGAUCCGAGAGAUGAAGGCUCCAGGUGCUGUAGCAUCAUUGACCCGUUUGGAAUGCCGAUGCUGGACUUGGAUGACGAUGAUGACCGAGAGGAGUCCUUGAUGAUGAAUCGGUUGGCAAAUGUCCGAAAGUGCACUGACAGGCAGAACUCACCUGUCACAUCACCAGGGUCUUCUCCCCUUGCACAGAGAAGAAAGCCACAGCCAGACCCUCUCCAGAUCCCACAUCUAAGCCUGCCACCUGUGCCUCCUCGCCUGGAUCUAAUUCAGAAAGGCAUAGUUCGGUCUCCCUGUGGCAGCCCAACGGGCUCACCAAAGUCUUCUCCUUGCAUGGUGAGAAAACAAGAUAAACCACUUCCGGCACCACCUCCUCCCUUAAGAGAUCCUCCUCCCCCUCCACCUGAGAGACCUCCCCCAAUCCCACCUGACAAUAGACUGAGUCGUCACUUCCAUCACGUGGAGAGUGUGCCUUCCAGAGACCAGCCAAUGCCUCUGGAAGGCUGGUGCCCACGGGAUAUAUUUGGGACUAAUCAGUCGGUAGGAUGUCGACUCUUAGGAGAUGGCUCUCCAAAGCCUGGAAUCACAGCAAGUUCAAAUGUCAACGGAAGGCACAGUAGAAUUGGCUCUGAACCAGUGCUUAUGCGGAAACACAUACGUCGUGAUUUGCCUUUAGAAGGAUCCAAGGUCUUUUCCAACGGUCACCUGGGAAGCGAAGAAUAUGAUGUUCCUCCUCGGCUUUCUCCUCCUCCUCCAGCUACCACCCUUCUUCCGAGUAUCAAGUGUACUGGUCCAUUAGCAAAUUCUCUUUCAGAGGAAACAAGAGACCCUGUAGAUGAAGAUGACGAUGAAUACAAGAUUCCUUCAUCUCAUCCUGUUUCCUUGAAUUCACAACCAUCUCAUUGUCAUAAUGUAAAGCCUCCUCUUAGGUCUUGUGAUAAUGGUCAUUGUAUACUGAAUGGAACACAUGGUACAUCUUCAGAGGUGAAGAAAUCAAACAUUCCUGAGUUGGGCAUAUACAUAAAGGGAGAUGUUUUUGAGUCAGCCUGUGAUCCAGUGCCAUUACCACCUGCCAGGCCUCCAACUCGGGACAAUCCAAAGCAUGGUUCUUCACUCAACAGGACGCCCUCUGAUUAUGAUCUUCUCAUCCCUCCAUUAGGUGAAGAUGCUUUUGAUGCCCUCCCCCCAUCCCUCCCACCUCCCCCGCCUCCUGCAAGGCAUAGUCUCAUCGAACAUUCAAAACCUCCUGGCUCCGGUGGCUCCGGUAGCCGACCAUCCUCAGGACAGGACCUUUUUCUUCUUCCUUCAGAUCCCUUUUUUGAUCCAGCAAGUGGUCAAGUUCCUUUGCCUCCUGCAAGGAGAUUACCAGGUGAAAAUGUCAAAUCCAAUAGAACAUCACAAGACUAUGAUCAGCUUCCUUCAUCUUCAGAUGGUUCACAAGCACCAGCCAGACCUCCUAAACCACGACCCCGCAGGACUGCACCAGAAAUCCACCACAGAAAACCCCAUGGGCCUGAGGCGGCACUGGAAAACGUUGAUGCAAAAAUUGCAAAACUAAUGGGAGAGGGUUAUGCCUUUGAAGAGGUGAAGAGAGCCUUAGAGAUAGCCCAGAAUAAUGUCGAAGUGGCCCGGAGCAUCCUCCGAGAAUUUGCCUUCCCGCCUCCAGUCUCCCCACGUCUAAACCUAUAGCAGCCAGGAGCAUAGACACCCAGGUGUAGAGCUAUCGGUGAAUAUUCCAGGACUAUGGAAAGGAGAGAAGUGCGGUGGAAUUCAACAAAGAGGGUGUCUCCUCCUCACGUGGCAUCUUGACAGAAAGAGGCUUGGAAAGGCUGCUUCUCAGAAGACAGCUGCUUGCUCAGGAUGUCAGCGACUGCGGCUUCCUUACUUUUGCUAGCCAUACGUUUAAAUCAGGGUCGAACUGACAAAAAUAAUUUAAAGACGUUUACUUCCCUUGAACUUUGAAUCUGUGAAAUGCUUUUCCUUGUUUACAAGUUGACAAAGUUGCAGUUUGUUUUGAGUUUUGUUUUUGGUUUUUUGGGUGGUUUUUCUGUUUGUUUGUUUGUUGUUGUUGUUUUUUUGAUACCUGUACUGUGUUCUUGACGGACCCUUUGUAGAGUGGUCAGGUCUGCUGUAACAUUUCCCACCAACUCCCUUGCUGUCCACAUCAACAGCUGAAUCACAUUCAUUUCAUUUUGAUCUCGCCCAUCACACCCCCACCCUGCCACCCAGGUCCAAUUCCAUUUCUCCCAUUUACAAGAUGCUUUAAGGAUUCUGAUUUUCAACGUAUCAAACUAAUGCAAAAAAAAAAAAAAUGUGUGGCCUUCACUACUGAGUCUUUUUUGGAAACCAUUUGCUUUUGAGAGAUGGGGAAAAUCUGAAUGUAUAAAGCAUUUUUUUUGCCAGUGAACUGCCUUUUGUAAGGGGUUUUCAUAUAAUAUAAAAGAGCUUCCCUUUUUAGUGUAAGUUUGGGGAUCUUUAAUCUUCCAUAUUCUCAUCUUUGUCAUCCCAGGGGUGUCACGACUGUAAAAACCUAAAAUAUUAGAAAGCAACUACUGCAGAUGUGGGAGAAAUACACUUGCACAUGAUAAUGCCUUUUAAAGUUAUAUAAUGAGGUCCCGUGUGCCUGCAUUACUUUUAAGGAUAGUGAAUAAGAGGGCCGUCUCCCUGAAGUAUAUUAAUAAUUUUCAAAUAAAAUUAUGGUCAGACCUCUUCCAAAGUAGAAUAGAGUUCAUUUCCUAUUUGAGUGGUUACUCGGGUCCCUAACAGGUUUAGGAACCAGUUCAUAUUGCAGCAGAAACAUUAAAUCUUUGAUGCACUGUUAAGUGCUAACGCUACUGUGGCAAUGUUUGUUUUGCAAAAUUCUUAAUUUUCUCUCUGCCAUCAAAUUACAGUUCCUAUUUAAUUUUUAGAUUCUCUCAUUGCUUCACAUAGCUCCAUCUAGUCAGGUGAAAGAAAUUUAUAUAGUUUUGCCUUUUUUGCAAAAUGGAGGUUGGUUCUUCAGAAACCGUGUUAAUACUUUUAAUAAAUCUACAAAUAUUUAUUGAGCAUCUAUGAUGUGCUCGGCGCUGUUUUUAAAGCACAAACUGUCGCAAGCUGAUUUCAAUAUAAUGUUUUGUAAUUCUUUAUCUGCACUUUCAAUGGUAAAAGUCUCUGAUGAACAAAACCUGGAAGGUUUUCACCAAAGCUUCAGAAUUUUCAGGCAGUUUUUGCUUUUCUAGUGAGAAGUUAGUGGAGGAAUGAGACAAAACCAGGUCUGUAUAAAAUGUCUGCACCCACAGAAGGUGUUCUGAACAUGGACUUGUGCAGGGUUGUGCAUGUUUCUGCCACUCCUUCCUUCACACACAGUGUGAUAUAAAAAGACACAUCUGAUAGUGAGCCUCUCUUCAGGACUUCAAAGGACAUGACCAAACAUCCAUCAGAUACCACGAAAUGUAAUGCUGUUCAAGACUUGUGUAGUUGCCACGUUGACCUGGGAGGGGAACCGAUGCAUUCCUUUGCAAAGCGACACAUGCCCUUGACAGUUUUGCUAUAAUGAUACGAGGUACUUGAAGAGUCAGGCCUUGGAUAGUUUGUGCUUGUGUUUUAAUUUCUUCAGGUGAUUCUGAGCUGAUUAAUGUCCCUGGAAGGGAAUUUUUAAUUUGCCUUAGAUGUUCUCCCUGUGAGUUAGAGAUAUGAGUGCAGUUUUGUUUUGUUUUGUUUUUUCACACAUUUUAAAAUUAUAUUGGCUAAUUCUCCAUUGCUUUAUGAACUCCAUGUUAUAUCAUCAUGGUUUUUCACUUGUUUUAUCAGUUUCUGAUGUCACGUUGGAAUAGCACUGUAUAUUUUGGCUUUUUUAUGACUUGCUGAUCACAGGUACAGUCUAAAAGCCAAAAGUUGCCACUUUAUUGUGAUAACAUUGUUAUGAUAGACUUAAUAGAUUAGGGAAUGAUGUAAAAUACAAAUGUUACAAAACAGUACACUCUUAUUCAAUUUUCAAAUAAUGUGUGAAGAUUCUCCAGUGAGAAUUAGAAGGACGAUGAUACAAUAAAUUUAGACCUGAAAAAUAUUUUUAAAUCUAUUUUGCAAAGAACACCUACUAGCCUCCACCAAAAUCUCUCUGCAUCUUGUACUCAAUGGCAACCAUUAGUUUAUCAUUAAAAACAAUGAAUCAAACACUUGUACAGAAUGAAACGGAAAGAGGGAAAGUCUCUAUCAAACACUGUCAUGAAAAACCCAUUGCUACCCAUUACCUAUGACUUACCAAACUCAAAGAAAAAAAUUUAAGGAGAUAAUUAAAAAUAUUUUUACUUAUAACAGUGACUGCCCGUUAAUGGUUGGAAAUGAUCCAGACUUGGUUUCACUGUGAUCCAAAAAGUUAGACAUUCCUCUUGUUUCUCAAGACUGGGUAAUAGGAUUAUUUUUUAAGCCAGUAUGCUAUAUAAUCCCUAAUAAUUAAAACAAAUCAUGACUAACAUUAACCUCCCCCACCCCGCAACAUGUCCUGGGAGUAGAAGUACUUAUGCUCAAUGACAGUCAAGCAAGUGAAUCUCCAUAAACUUUCUCCCCCUUGAUGUUGUCUGCAAGAUCCCAGCCAAAUUUUCUGGAAUUGAAUCAGAUUAGUGCUUAUGGUUAACUUGAACUCUUUCCACAAAGAUGACCCUAUCCAUUUCCUUUGCCCACAUUGCAAAUAAUCUUAAUAAUAGAGCCCUAAUUGCAACUUCCAACGGCCCAUUUGCUAACAUUUCACACAAAAGAAUACUUGCAAAGAUUUCAUAAUGUGAAUUUUUUCUUUUUCAGUUCCAGAAGCAUUUCCUACAGUUUGGACAUUAUUUUUCCUCUCAGAUUUUCAACUUGAAGCUUUAAUUUGCACUGAACUAUCUAACCUGGUUAAAAUUUUGAUUAUUUCUCUUAAGCUGAUUUGGAAGCAAAUUGCAGUAUGUUUUCAACAAUACAGGUACUGCCUAUUAACCUGGAAUUUUAGUGCUUCUAGCAAAAGUUUCCAGAAAAAGACAGCAAUAGAGUGAAGGGUUUUCUUCCCCAUUACUAUUUUAUUUUUUUAAAUGCCUUUUUAAAACUUGUCUGAUGUGGCAAAAUAGUUAUGUGUUCAAUUAAUUUAUAUUUUAUUCAUCCUUUUUCAAUUCUGGUUAUUAUGUAAAUUCAAGUACUUUAUCUGUUCUUUUAAGGUAUUUUAUAAAAUGAAUUAACUAAAUGCAGAGUUGGUAUUUUAUUUUUCAAAUGAACACAACAUUUCUUUCAGAGCAUUUCUAUGUUGUAAUUUUUCUUCUUCAUGUUAAGCAAAAGACAUUUAAGAGCUAAGUGGACCAAAUAAUGCAAAGUACCCACCCCAGAUGAUUUAUCAAAUACCAAAACCAUAUCAUUUGAAGAUAACUUGUAUAGUCAAGCUACUCCCAUGUGUUAGAAUUGAAAGUCUAAGUUAUAUUAAGGUACCAAGUAGGAAAUACCAUAUCUGGGAAAGGCUGAAUGAUGACAUACCAUAAAAUUGAUAACUCCUAAUCAGCAGUAACAUCUGUUCUCUAAAAUUGAUUUUUCUAAUCAUUUGUUACUGGCCAGUAUGGAGUGGGAAGAGAACAAUGGAGAUAAAAACAAUGUGAAGAACUACUUGUAUAUCAAGAACCAUAACAGAAUGUUGUGAAAGCGAUUGGUACAUGCAAAAUCCCAUGCUUAGUAAAAUUAUACCCUUAAAGCACUUACAGUUAAAUGGGAG
Molecule: messenger RNA, 7113 nt
Organism: Rhinolophus ferrumequinum (greater horseshoe bat)
Lineage: Eukaryota; Metazoa; Chordata; Mammalia; Chiroptera; Rhinolophidae
Gene: CBLB
Product: Cbl proto-oncogene B
Biological process (GO): negative regulation of epidermal growth factor-activated receptor activity; cell surface receptor signaling pathway
Cellular component (GO): membrane raft; plasma membrane
Molecular function (GO): calcium ion binding; ubiquitin protein ligase activity; receptor tyrosine kinase binding
Source: RefSeq, a predicted model, not a curated record